AUGCAAAAUGCCAUGAUACUCCCGGUGUCUGGGCAGCCGGAGUUGAUGGAAGCAUUCUUGAGGAAGCUUGCAUGGUUGGUUGCAAGUAGGAUUUUUGUGCUUUUAGCUAGUUGUGAUGCCUAUAAGUAUCCAUUCCCGUCUGAUGGCUUAACCUUUGGUUAUCUUCAUGAAAUGUUUAAUGUUGUUCAGGCUGGGAUUGUUCAUUUUAUGGUUGAGAUUAAUGAACAAGGGCUGAGAUUUAUGGACUCCAGUUCGUCAAGCUCUUAUUCACUCAAAGAGGAUAUUACAUUCUUUUGGAGGAGGAGAGGAGGAAGCAGUAAUAAAAAAUUAUCGCAUACUAAAUGGUGUCAAACUGUUCAGCUUGAACCUGAAGUGAUCUCAAUGUCCUUCAUACCAAUUUCGUCCUUGUUGAGUGGAGUUGACGGGAGUGGAUUCUUGAGCCAUGCAAUUAAUCUCUAUCUACGAUAUAAACCACCAAUUGAAGAACUUCAUCAAUUCCUGGAGUUUCAACUUCCAAGGCAAUGGGCACCAGUAUUUGGUGAGCUUCCCCUUGGUCCAGAGAGUAAGCUGCAAAAUGGUGCAUCUUUACAGUUCAGCCUUAUGGGUCCCAAGCUCUAUGUGAACUUAAAUCCGCUUCCCAAUUCUUCAUUUUUGAGAUCUGCUCAAGUCGUUAGUCAUGCAGAAUCAUGGCAAAAGAUAGAUGGCUUGUGGCUGACUGAAGGGUUCAAUAGCUUGCCAUCAAGUUGGUUUGAAAUGAUGUUUGAGUCAUUAAGUCGAGAUUUGGACUUGAUGUCUCCUUAUUUAGCAGAACAAAUCAAUGGAGCUGUAUAG
This is a messenger RNA of Ilex paraguariensis (yerba mate), 831 nucleotides long. NCBI's taxonomy places the organism in Eukaryota, Viridiplantae, Streptophyta, Magnoliopsida, Aquifoliales, Aquifoliaceae. The record is from the annotation of a GenBank genome assembly.